Messenger RNA from Gekko japonicus, 2504 nucleotides. Its product is annotated as zinc finger protein OZF-like. Gene Ontology annotation, molecular function: DNA-binding transcription repressor activity, RNA polymerase II-specific. Bases 1 to 1692 code for a protein of 563 amino acids. NCBI's taxonomy places the organism in Eukaryota, Metazoa, Chordata, Lepidosauria, Squamata, Gekkonidae. Gene Ontology annotation, biological process: negative regulation of transcription by RNA polymerase II. The record is from RefSeq and is a predicted model, not a curated record. The transcript is spliced from 3 exons.
AUGCUGGACAACUAUGGAAAUGUGGCCUCUCUGGGAGGCACCGAUGUACGGGAGACUGCAGCGGGGACAGACGAAGGGCUGGAGAGUUUCUCAAGAGCACCUCAGCACAACAUUUCCUUCCCGAGUGAACUGACUGCAACAGGAGAUGUCGAGGAGCCUAUUGGGGAAUUUCAGGGCUUCUCACUGGAAAAAGCCCAGAAUGAACCGUCCGAAGAAAACUUUGGGAAUGGAGCUGGACCACAGAGGCAGGAAGGAAACCAUACAGUGAAGACGUGGGUUAAAUCCAUUCCUCACCAAAUCCCAGUCUGCAGCCAUCUCCAAUGGACUCAUUCAGAAGGGAAGGGAUUUAUCUGCUCCGAGAGUGGACUGACAUCUUCCAGUGGAAGAAAGGAUAAUGUUUGUUUACGAAACCACAGUAUAAUAAAGACAUGUAAAUGCUGGUACUGUGGAAAGUACUUCAAAUACACAACACAGCUACUAUUACACCAAAGAAUCCACACUGGGGAAAAACUUUUUGAAUGCUCAGAGUGUGGAAAGAGAUUCAGUCGGAGUAGCGCUCUUCAACUUCAUCAAAGAACCCACACAGGGGAGAAACCUUAUGAAUGCUCAGAGUGUGGACAGAGAUUCAGUCAGAGUGGCAAUCUUCAACUCCAUCAAAAAACCCACACCGGGGAGAAACCGUAUGAAUGCUCAGAGUGUGGAAAGAGAUUCAGUCGGAGUGGCAGUCUUCAACAGCAUCAGAGAACCCACACAGGGGAGAAACCUUUUGAUUGCUCAGAGUGUGGAAAGAGAUUCAGUCGGAUUUGCGAUCUUCAACAGCAUCAAAGAACCCACACAGGGGAGAAACCUUUUGAAUGCUCAGAGUGUGGAAAGAGAUUCAGUCGGAUUGGCGAUCUUUCACUCCAUCAAAGAACCCAUACAGGGGAAAAACCUUAUGAAUGCUCAGAGUGUGGAAAGAGAUUCAGUCGGAGUGGCAGUCUUCAACAGCAUCAAAGAACCCACACAGGGGAGAAGCCUUUUGAAUGUUUAGAGUGUGGAAAGAGAUUCAGUCGGAGUGGCAGUCUUCAACAGCAUCAAAGAACCCACACAGGGGAGAAACCUUUUGAAUGCUCAGUGUGUGGAAAGAGAUUUAAUCAGAGUAGCAAUCUUCAAGUCCAUCAAAGAACCCACACAGUGGAGAAACUUCUUGAAUGCUCAGAGUGUGGAAAGAGAUUCAUUCACAGUGGCGAUCUUCAACAACAUCAAAGAAUCCACACAGGAGAGAAACCUUUUGAAUGUUCAGAGUGUGGAAAGAGAUUCAGUCAGAGUAGCAUUCUUCAGCAGCACCAAAGAACCCACACAGGGGAGAAACCUUUUGAAUGCUCAGACUGUGGAAAGAGAUUUAAUAGGAGCUGCAAUCUUCAGCUCCAUCAAAGAACCCACACAGGGGAGAAACCUCUUGAAUGUUCAGCGUGUGGAAAGAAAUUCAAUCAGAGACGUGAUCUUCAAGAGCAUCAAAGAUCCCACACGGGCGAGAAACCGUAUGAAUGCUCAGAGUGUGGAAAGAAAUUCAGUACUAGGAGAAUUCUACAACAGCAUCAAAGAACCCACACAGGGGAGAAACCUUUUGCAUGCUCACAGUGUGGAAAGAGAUUCAAUCAGAGUGGUACUCUUCAACGGCAUCGAAAAAUCCACACUGGGGAGAAAAACUGAAUGUUUAGAGCUGUGGCCCAGUGGAGUGGAGGAAGGCCACGUGUCCCCAUUUUUUUCCAUGUAGUCCCAGCUCCAUUCUUGCCACCGUAACAAGGCAAAAGGACUUCCCAAAGGAAACAGAAAGGUGGGGAGAUAGCACCUGAAAGUUGAAGGAAAUUUCCCAAGAUAGAAACUUUCAUAGGUCAAAGCUUAUUUGGUCAGGCAGAAGUGAGAACGAAGAUCCACAACUGAUCAUGGCUGGGAAGAAUCUCUUCAAUAAAAAUGAAGGUAUUGCCAAAAUUAAAUUUUCUGUUUCAGAUGAUACUGAUCAGUCUACAAGAAAAGACUUUGGUGGACUGGCCAGAAACCAAUAAAUACAUUUAUAUGGAAUGGAAAAACCCAACAAUUAGAUUUAAGUAUUACAGGAUGAGAAAAAAAGAGGAGGCUUAGUAGUACCUAAGAAAUAAACUGUACUACCAAGCAGUGGUUUGGUUUGGAUUGCAGAUUGGAUCAAAAUCACCAAGGACAGGAAGCAGCAAAGGAGAGGAAAGGGAAGAGUAGAAUGAAUAAGGGAAAAAAUCGAAAUGAUACAUUAAUAGAACUAUAAGCAUUGUUUCUGGAUGACGGAUUGCACAGUUCCCUUUGGAUUAAGAAGCAAAUUUGGAAAAAUAAAAGAUAAGAUAAAAGUCAUAUAAUCAAUAAGUGGGACACUAGAAGAAGAAUUGGCCCUAUAAUAUCACCUGUAAUGUCACCAAUAAUAGAUAUGAGAGGAAAAAAUAUUGACUUCAUAAUCUAUAAAGAUAUGAUAAUGUCACAAGUAGAAAUCAAAUCCU